UACCCGUCUUACCUCACCCCCCCCCACUUCUGCUUUCAUUCAGAUUAUUUACCCAUCUCCUCCUCGCUUCCUUCUGUUGUGCCUUUCUCCUCCCUCUCUUUCUCGCCACUGCUGCUCUUACCGCCUCACCCUAACAUCCCUCCCUUCCCACCAACGCUCCCUCCUCCUCUCCUUCUUCUUCCUUCUCCUUCUGGAGAUCUUCAAAGCUGACCAGCACACACACCCGCACAUAGCAUAACACACUCUCCUCUCCUGCGUGGGAAAAACAUGUCAGCUAUUUUGGACCUGGACCAGAUUGCAUGCUCUGGGAAUGGAGUGGAGCAUGACAUUGAGACUCCCCACGGUGUUCUCCAUGUGACGAUGAGAGGCGUUCCCAAGGGCAACAGACCCGUCAUCCUCACCUAUCACGACAUCGGCCUCAACCACAAGUCGUGCUUCAACACCCUGUUCAACUAUGAGGACAUGCAGGAGAUCACGCAGCACUUUGCAGUGGUCCACGUGGACGCGCCCGGCCAGCAGGAGGGUGCACCCCCAUUCCCAAGCGGUUAUCGCUACCCAACCAUGGACGAGUUGGCUGAAAUGCUGCCCUCUGUGUUGACUCAGCUCAAGGUCAACAGCGUGAUCGGCAUCGGCGUGGGAGCAGGAGCGUAUAUCCUCACCCGCUUUGCACUGAACAACCCCACCCUGGUGGAGGGGCUGGUUCUGAUCAACGUCGACCCAUGUGCUGAAGGCUGGAUCGAUUGGGCAGCUUCAAAGCUGUCUGGAUGGACCAGUAAUUUGGUGGAUAUCGUCAUGGCUCACCACUUCAGCACUGAUGAGCUGACAGAGAACCAGGAGCUGAUCCAGACCUACCGCCUCCACAUUGCCCAAGACAUCAACCAGGACAACCUGGCCCUCUUUUGUGGCUCCUACCAAUACCGUCGGGAUCUGGAGAUCGAGAGGCCAAUUGUAGGUCUGAAUGAGCACACGGUCAACACACUAACGUGCCCCGCAUUGCUGGUGGUUGGCGACACAUCACCAGCUGUGGAGGCUGUGGUGGAGUGCAAUUCCAGGUUAAAUCCAACCAAGACCACACUGCUAAAGAUGGCUGAUUGUGGAGGCUUGCCCCAAGUUGUGCAGCCAGGGAAACUUGCAGAGGCGUUCAAGUACUUUGUUCAGGGAAUGGGCUACAUUCCCUAUGUUCUUCUCAGUCACCUGAGCAACGAAUCAGUGCCGUCAGCAGGAAUGACUCGUCUGGCUCGCUCGCGCACCACCUCGUCUUCCAGCAUCACCUCCAUGGACAGCAGUCGCAGCCGCAACAACCUCAACAGCCUGCUGGAGGGCAGCGCCACCGGGGCCCUGGACAGCCAGGCUGGACCACAGACCAUGGAGGUCUCCUGCUAAACCCCAACUCACCCCCUGCAGUCUCUCAUAGUAACUUAUGUGCCCCCUCCCAUCUCUCUUUCUCUUUCUCUCUCUCUCUCUCUCCCUCUCUCUCUCUCUCUUCCUGCCCCUUAGUAACUCCAUGCCAGGAGGCUCUGUAAUGAACUAUGUGAUUAGAAAAAGAGGAUGUAAUGAAUAUAUUAACAGAUGCAUAUUAUACUGAAUACACUGUCAAAGUCACAUUCCUACCACAGACCAUAACUGCAUUUGAAUGCAUUGUAUAUUCAAACAGUCAAACCAUACAAUUGAUUUGACUGUCCCACCUCACCCUCUUGUAUUUAUUUUUUUUUCCACAUUGUCUUUGUUUUAAAUGUCUUCACACAAACUGUAAAAAAAAUCGUUCCUGUCGUCAUUAUAACUUGUACAUUUUUGUCAUUGUACGGUACAUUACUUUUACUAUUUUAACUCUUCUCUUCUGGUGUGAACCCCCAACGUGUGGGCUGCACUGAUUGUGAGUCACUGUGUCUCUGUGUUUUAUUCUCAAACUCGCUGCAGUGCGACACCGAGUUAGUCACAAAGUGUACAGAGGGAUCACUCUACCUACCAUAGCUGCAGAAAUAAAGGUGAAGUGAUGUGGAUGAUGCAUGGAGGUGCCGUUGCAGACUGCAGCACAACGUCACUAAUACUAAAUGAAAGCUGUGGAGGGAGCCGCUUUUGAACUUUGUGGGGAAAAUGUUGAGUGUUAAAGAAAGCACGUCAAUUCUGUUGCUUCUUUCAUUCAUUCGAGAUUUUUUUUUUAACUGAACUCAUCUCCUUUUCUUCAUGAUUUAUGUUGAUGUUUUUAUUCACUUGACUAGAUUACUCAGUGGUGUUUUAACAACCUUUAAUAAGUGUGUUCUGAUGUGAAAAGUAUGAGUCCCCACACUGAGGGGCCCGGUGGUGCUUCUCACCAUCUGCUGAUUGAACUCAUUUAUAUUACAACUGAAUAAAGCUACAACAUGA
Messenger RNA from Scatophagus argus, 2364 nucleotides. RefSeq names its product ndrg family member 3a (gene ndrg3a). Gene Ontology annotation, biological process: signal transduction. Gene Ontology annotation, cellular component: cytoplasm. The coding region runs from base 268 to 1383 and encodes 371 amino acids. Lineage: Eukaryota; Metazoa; Chordata; Actinopteri; Scatophagidae. The transcript is spliced from 15 exons. The record is from RefSeq and is a predicted model, not a curated record.